AAUAAUUUGGCACCGAUACAAAAUCAACCAAUAUAUACAAUACAAAGACCCACCUGACUCGGAGGAAAUGACUCCAAAUUGCCUAAAAAUUUUAACACCCAUUUCCUCUUCAAAGCGUCCAUUCUUCUCUCUCUUCUCCAAACCCACAAAAGCCCAAUUCAAAACCUCUUCUUCAUUUGUACGUUCAGUAAAAAUGUCUUAUGUAAAGGAACUUGCUGCUGCUAAAAAAGCUGCUUCUUUAGCCGCCCAACUUUGCCAGAAGGUGCAAAAAGUUCUAUUGCAAUCUGAUGUGCAAUCUAAAUCAGAUGAAAGUCCUGUAACAGUCGCGGAUUAUGGCUCACAAGCACUGGUGAGUUUUGUACUGGAGAGAGAACUUCCUUCUGAACCAUUUUCAUUAGUAGCUGAGGAGGAUUCAACAGAUCUUCGUAAUGAUGGUGCUAGAGAUACACUAAAACGCAUUACAGAACUUGUGAACGAAACUAUAACUAGUGAUGGAUCUUAUAGUGUUCCUACAUUAGCCACAGAAGAUGUGCUUAGGUCCAUUGACAGUGGCAAAUCUGAAGGCGGUUCUGUUGGCAGACAUUGGGUUUUAGAUCCCAUUGAUGGCACUAAAGGGUUUGUACGAGGAGAUCAAUAUGCUAUUGCGUUAGCAUUACUUGAUGAAGGAAACAUAGUGCUGGGUGUCCUGGCUUGUCCGAAUCUUCCAUUGGCAUCCAUUUGUGGUGAUUAUCAGAAAUCUUCGAAUAAUGAUGUUGGUUGCCUUUUCUAUGCGGAAGUUGGAGCAGGAACUUAUAUGCAAUCACUGAAUGGUUCUUCACCUGUGAAGGUACAAGUCACUACCAUUGAAAAUUCUGAAGAAGCAUCAUUCUUUGAGUCAUAUGAAAAAGCACAUUCCCAGCAUGGCUUAUCUAGCUCCAUUGCCAAAAAACUUGGUGUGAAAACACCCCCAGUUAGAAUUGACAGCCAGGCAAAAUAUGGUGCUCUGUCAAGAGGAGAUGGAGCCAUAUAUAUGCGGUUUCCCCUCAAAGGAUAUCGUGAGAAAAUCUGGGACCACGCUGCUGGGUGCAUUGUUGUGACUGAAGCUGGGGGUGUCGUCUCAGACACAGCUGGGAACCCGUUGGAUUUUUCGAAGGGAAAAUAUCUGGAUCUUCACGUAGGUAUCAUUGUUACAAAUCAGAAGUUGAUGCCAAGACUCUUGAAGGCAGUGAAAGAGUCCCUGGAGGAGCAAUCUUCAUCCUCGUAAUUGUAUGUAGAUGCUUGAUUGAUUUCAGGAUUUCCCCGGUUAAGUUUGCCAGUAACUCAAAUUGCUGAUUAUCUUGAUCUGUUUUCUUUUAUUGUCCCUGGAAGCUACUUCUAAUUAUGCUAAUUUUUUACCUGCUUGCUA
Molecule: messenger RNA, 1384 nt
Organism: Mangifera indica (mango)
Lineage: Eukaryota; Viridiplantae; Streptophyta; Magnoliopsida; Sapindales; Anacardiaceae
Product: SAL1 phosphatase-like
Exons: 8
Coding region: 68-1243 (391 amino acids)
Biological process (GO): sulfate assimilation; phosphatidylinositol phosphate biosynthetic process
Molecular function (GO): 3'(2'),5'-bisphosphate nucleotidase activity
Source: RefSeq, a predicted model, not a curated record